AUGGGCACUGCGCCUGGGAUAUUAUUAUUUUUGUUAUUUUUUACACGCGCUUGUGGUCAAAUCACAGAAAUUCAAAGACAUUCUAAAAUUUUUGCAUUUAAUGUGAAUUCAAAUCUUUCAUAUAUUGGACAUGAAUUUCGAAACCAUCGAAUUUCUAAUUUCUCGACAAAGUUCCAAGUCACCCAGUGUGCUAUGGAAUGCCACAGAACGCCUCGAUGUCAAUCAUUUAACUUUGCGUCAAAGACUCGUCAGUGUCAUCUAAAUGACGCGACGCAUCUCGAGUUUCCUCAGGAUCUGACCAAUGAUUCAAGUACGACUGGAUUUGUAUAUUACCCGAAAGACGCAAUUACUAUAAGUCAGGAUGCUGUUGGACCUUGUGGAAACCACCCCUGUAAGAACGACGGACGUUGCUUAGAUACGGUAUCCGCUGUUACGGGAAACAGAACCUACUUCUGCCUGUGUCAGAAUGGGUGGAAAGGAGAUGUCUGUGAUAUUGAAGAGGACAGUUUGGGCUGGGCAACAUGGGCUGAGUGGUCUCAAUGCUCUACUUCUUGUGGCAACGGGUACCAUGUCCGUGAGAGGAAAUGUAAAAACCUGGGUAGUGGCGUGGAUCUUUCUUCAUCUCAGUGCUAUGGCCGUGAUAUCGAAUACAAAGCAUGUCAAUUCAGGAAAUGCCCAAUGUGGGACGAAUGGGGCACCUGGGGAGAUUGCUCCACUCUGAAAACUUGUGGGACAGGCUCCCGUUCACGCUCACGGUCGUGUGGAAAUGGUGGAAAACCCGGCAUUGAUCGUUAUUGUCUCGGACCUGUCAACGAAACAAUGGCAUGCGAUGGAGUUCACUGCAAUGGAAUGGUGCGUCUGAAGAACGGUGUGAAGUUUGGAGAAGGAAGUGUAGAUAUAUUCAACAGCCAUACCAAGAAAUGGUUACAAGUAUGUGGAGAGAAGUGGAAUCAAAAAGCAGCAGACAUAGCAUGCAAACAACGGGGCUUUCUUGGAGCUCAAAUUGUGCGUGGAGCCUGGAGUUUAUGGACUUCCUGGGGAGGAUGUUCCGUCACCUGUGAAAAUGGAACGCGCACGCGCACUCGUGUUUGUAACCAUCCUCCACCUAAUUUCGGCGGUCGAAAGUGUCCUGGAGAUGACAUUGAGUUCAAACCAUGCACGAUGAAAAUGUGUCCAGUGGAUGGCGUUUGGGAGAACUGGUCGACUUGGUCUGACUGUUCCGUAUCCUGUGCCAAUGGGACCAAAUAUCGAACUCGUUCUUGCAUUGGACCAUUCCAUGACGGUCAAAAAUGCACAGGCGAUUACAAAGAAACAACAUCUUGCUUUCCAAAAGAGUGUCCAGUUGAUGGAGUUUGGGAGGAAUGGGCUAAGUGGACUGAUUGUACAGUUACUUGUGGUUACGGCACAAGGAAUCGUUCUCGCUCAUGCAUAGGACCAUUCUAUAAAGGAAAAGAUUGCGUUGGACCAGAGGAUGAAAUUGAAGUGUGCAAUGCAUUCUCUUGUCCAGUGGAUGGUUCGUGGAAAAUGUGGAGUGAAUGGGAUACUUGUUCAGUAUCUUGCGGAGGUGGAAUACAGAAUCGAACGCGAGAAUGCAACAUGCCAAAACACGGUGGAGAUGGAUGUAUAGGGCAUUCUGAGGAAUCAAGAACGUGCAACGAAGAUCCUUGUCCAGUUGAUGGUGUGUGGACGGAUUGGGCAGUUUGGUCGGAUUGUUCCGUGACUUGUGCCAACGGUACACAGUGGCGAAACAGGACAUGUAUAGGUCCUUUGCACGGAGGUAGUAACUGCACAGGAAACAGUACUGAAGAAAGAGUCUGCGUGACUGCAUCCUGUCCAGUUAAUGGUGUUUGGAAACCAUGGACAGAAUGGGAUCAUUGCAAUGUAACAUGUGGCGGAGGAGAAAAGGCCAGAAGAAGAACGUGUAUUGAACCACUCUUUGGCGGAGAUCCAUGCGAAGGACCCGAUGAGGAACGCCAAACGUGCAACAACUUUGAGUGUCCAAUUGAUGGAAUUUGGGAAGCUUGGAGUACAUGGACGAAUUGCAGUCGUCGUUGUGGUACCGGAGAACAGACAAGAUCCCGGAGUUGUACGGGUCCUUUUUAUAAUGGCACCGACUGUCAAGGAGAUUGGAACCAAACAAAAUUAUGCAACACUCAUUCUUGUGCAGUCGAUGGUUUCUGGCACGAGUGGUCCAACUGGACCUCCUGUAAUGUCUCUUGCGGAGGUGGAUCUAUUUGGCGCAGACGCCGUUGCGAGCAACCUGUGUUUGGAGGCAAAAACUGUUCUGGGCCUUCUUUAGAAAUGCAGAAUUGCAACACCUUCCCAUGUCCAGUUGAUGGUGUUUUUAAGACUUGGUCAAAUUGGUCCGAAUGUACCUUGACAUGUGGGAAUGGCACACAGUUUAGAAAUAGGUCGUGUGAGGGUCCUUAUUUUGGAGGGCAAAACUGUACCGGUGAAUGGGCCCAAGUGAAAGAUUGUAAUACAUUUCCUUGUCCAGUUGAUGGGUUUUGGCAAAACUGGUCAAAUUGGUCGGAUUGUUCUCAAUCUUGUGGUCGAGGUUUCAUGGUUCGUACGCGAAUUUGUGAAGAGCCUCAACACGGUGGUGCAGAGUGCAUUGGUCCAUCCAAUGAAACAGCCGUGUGUUAUCCAUCAAGCUGUCCUGUGGAUGGAAUAUGGAAUACUUGGCAAGAAUGGUCACAAUGUGACGUAUCUUGCGGUUUGGGUACACAGUCUAGGAACCGUACUUGUGACGGACCUUACUAUGGUGGCCAGAACUGCACAGGAGCAGAUGAAGAAAGUCAAGAAUGCUUUCCAAAGGAAUGCCCAGUGGAUGGGCUCUUCACCGAAUGGACAACCUGGACGAACUGUCCCGUUUCAUGUGGUGGGUCAGUGCGAAACAGGAGUCGAAUCUGCAUAGGUCCAUUCUUUGGUGGCAAGGAUUGUAUUGGACCGAGGAAUAGUAGCGAAACUUGUGGAGACUUUCCUUGUCCAGUUGAUGGAGAGUGGAGUCUAUGGUCAUCCUGGGGCAUCUGUUCAUUAUCUUGUGGAAAAGGGCAAACUCAAAGAUACCGUUACUGUACAGAGAAUAAAUUUGGUGGACAAAAUUGUACAGGAGAGUCCAUACAACUCAAAGAUUGUAACGAUUUCCCAUGCCCUGUUGACGGUGUUUUCAAUCCAUGGUCCAACUGGACAGAAUGUAGCUUGACAUGUGGCACGGGGACACAAUCUAGAAACCGAACGUGUGAUGGUCCAUAUCACAAUGGCCAGGACUGUAUGGGGAAUUUCAGUGAGACUCAAGAAUGUAACACACAUAACUGCCCAGUUGACGGAGUAUUUAUGGAGUGGUCAGCGUGGACGGAUUGUUCUCUGUCCUGUGGAUCAGGGGAACAGAGUCGGUCACGUUCUUGUAUUGGACCUUUCUAUGGAGGAAAUGCUUGCAUGGGGAAUUUUCAAGAAAACAGAACUUGCAAUGAUCAUAAUUGUCCAGUUGAUGGAGUUUGGAAUCCUUGGGGAACUUGGGAAGAUUGUGACGUCACCUGUGGAGGAGGGAAUCAAUCACGUGAGCGCACGUGUUUAGGACCUUUCUAUGGUGGUGCUUCUUGUAACGGUUCUUUGAUCGAUUAUCAGGAGUGUAAUACGUUCCCAUGUCCAGUGGAUGGCCGUUGGCUUUCUUGGGGUGAUUGGGGUUCAUGUAAUGUCACUUGUGGAGGUGGAACACGUGUACGUAAUAGAACAUGUGAUGGACCUUUCUUUAGCGGUAAACCAUGCGAGGGUGAGGAGGAGGACUCAAGCAGCUGCAACACAUUUCCCUGUCCAAUUGAUGGCGUUUGGAAUCCGUGGUCCGUAUGGGAUAACUGUAGCGAAAUUUGUGGUGGAGGGAAUCAGUCUCGAUAUCGCACAUGUGAUGGCCCCUACCACGGCGGCUGGAAUUGUUCCGGAAAUGGUACGGACACCAGGGACUGCAAUACACACCACUGCCCAGUAAAUGGAUUGUUUGGCAACUGGUCGGAGUGGUAUGAAUGUAGUCUGACGUGUGGUGGUGGAGUUCAGUGGAGAAACAGAAGCUGCAUCGGGCCUUUCUACGGGGGAGACAACUGCUCAGGAGCUUUUGAAGAAUCAAACAGUUGUAAUGAACACCCAUGUCCGAUUGAUGGAGAGUGGAUGUCCUGGGGCGACUGGGAUUCAUGCAAUGUCACAUGUGGAGGAGGAACUCAGAAGAGGAACAGGACCUGUGAUGGACCGUAUCAUGGCGGAGCAAACUGUACAGGUUCCAUAGAUGACUACCAGGAAUGUAAUACACAUCCGUGCCCAGUGGAUGGCGUUUGGAAAAACUGGAAUGACUGGGAAAUGUGCAGUUUGUCUUGUGGUACUGGGAUACAGUUCCGCUCCAGGGAGUGUCUUGGUCCGUUUUAUGGAGGCUCAAACUGCACAGGACCGGGCGAAGAGUCUCAAGAAUGCAAUCAACAACCGUGUCCUGUGGACGGCGUGUUUAAGGAGUGGUCGGUUUGGGGGAAUUGUGAUGUUACUUGUGGAGGUGGGUCUCAGCAGCGGAGUCGUACAUGUGACGGUCCCCUUCAUGGGGGUAAGAAUUGCUCUGGGGCAUGGUCAGAGACCCAGGAUUGUAAUACACAAAGUUGUCCAGAGGACGGCGUUUGGUUGACGUGGUCUGUCUGGGGAGAAUGUUCCGUUACGUGUGGUGGUGGUUUACAAUAUAGAAAUAGGACGUGUGACGGACCACGAUACGGUGGCGCGGAGUGUGAAGGGGCGGAUCAGGAACAACAGGAGUGUGGAAAAAAUACUUGUCCAAUCCCUGGGGAUUGGAUGUCCUGGUCGGGUUGGUCCAGAUGCAGCGCCACCUGUGGCACAGGAAUAAGAUGGCGAACACGAGAAUGCAAUACGACUUCAUAUGGUGAUCUCACUGCACCAUGCGAAGGAACAAGCAAUGGCACGGAGGACUGCAACAUUUUCCCGUGCAGGCCUUUUGCUUCCACAUGUAGUCAACUACGUGAGUGGGGAAUGGUAGAAAGUGGCAUGGUUCAAUUAAAACCCGAACGAAAAGACAAAUGGUCUGGGAAACCUGAACUACAACCAGUAUGGCUGAAUUGUGAUAUGGAAUCAGAGGGUGGAGUCGGUUUGACCGUGAUAGGACAUGACCGAGAAUCACGUACCAGAGUAUUUGGAUUCGAAGGUGCAGGAGAGUACAUAGCGAAAUUGAACUAUAGUAUAUCCAUUGACCACGUGAUUGCAAUCAUUGAUGCUUCAGAAUACUGCAAACAAUAUCUAAGAUGGGAAUGCAAAGGCUCUGUUAUACACAAUCCUCAUCAAAUGGAUUCUUGGACAACGUUUUGGACAAAUCGAAGUAGUGAGUUCAGUAACUACGAAAUCCCGUCUUCUUACUUUGCUGGAGCCAAGCCAGGAAGUGGAAAUUGCGCAUGCGGUGACACUAAAUCAUGCGCAAAUGCAUCUUUACCAUGUAAUUGUGACAGUAACGAUCUCCAAUGGCGGUCAGAUGAGGGUUACAUAACAUACAAGGAUGACUUACCCAUUCUCGCUUUUCGCGCAGGAGACACCGGAAAUGAACCUGUGGAGCAGGGAGCGCAUACAAUAGGGCGUGUUCGUUGUCAGGGCGUGGCGUAGGAAAUAGCGGCAAUAACAGCUUCAUGCGCGCAUUUCCUGUCUUUAAUCUUUUCAGUUAUCAUCAAUACUAGUAUACACUAUUAUGAAAUAGGUUGUAUCAAUUGAAUUUCACUUUUGACGACGAGUAUCUGUUUGCUAUAAUACAGGUGAUCAAGAGACAGAGCGGGGCUAUCAUACAAUCGGCGCACUUCAGUGUUUUGGGGUGUGAAUGUAAGGUGUUUUGUCUUGUACGCCUUUAGCUUUCAGAUAGACAAAGUAGCAAUGCUUCUGCUUAUGUCUCUUGUUUUGUGUUCGUCAGUUACGUCUUUUAUAUUGUAUAUCAAGUUGACCAAUCACUGAGUCCGUUGAAUUAUUUGCACCAAAAAAAAUUAACUCAGUGUAGAUAAUCUGUCUCCACUUUCUGUAAAUUUAUCCAAGUGGACAGUUCAAACUAGCUUAACAUUUGUAAUCAGAUUAGAGCGUAAUUACACUUGACGUUGAAUAAUUUUAUAAAAACAGUUACAAUUUUUUUUUAAACAAAUAAAAACUAAAAUAGUGAUAACGUCAAGAGUCAUUACAAAAACGGACUGAGAAAGUUUGUUAAGUUACAACUUUGUCAUCAUGUUUUUGUUAACCGUCGUUAUAUUUUGUUGCCAAUAAAUGUUGCAAAGCAGAA
This is a messenger RNA of Saccostrea cuccullata (small rock oyster), 6292 nucleotides long. RefSeq names its product SCO-spondin-like. Lineage: Eukaryota; Metazoa; Mollusca; Bivalvia; Ostreida; Ostreidae. The transcript has 32 exons. The record is from RefSeq and is a predicted model, not a curated record. Bases 1 to 5637 code for a protein of 1878 amino acids. Gene Ontology annotation, cellular component: membrane.